UAAGACCAGGCCAUUUUCUCCUCAUUUUUGUCUGUACGGUAGCCAGUAGAUCUGACUACACCAGAAGGGCUCAGGAUGCUGCUCCAAACUGUCCUGCUGCUCUUAGUUCUGCACUGUCAUGCUGAGGUUACCACAGCUGAAGAACCAGGAGUCCCGCUCCCUCCUCCCAAGGGGACUUGUGAAGGUUGGAUGGCAGGCAUCCCAGGACAUCCUGGCCACAAUGGAACACCAGGCCGUGAUGGCAGAGAUGGUACUCCUGGUGAGAAGGGCGAAAAAGGAGAUGCAGGUCUUCUUGGUCCUAAGGGUGAGACAGGAGAUGUUGGGGGGACUGGAGCUGAAGGGCCCCGAGGCUUUCCCGGAAUCCCCGGCAGGAAAGGCGAGCCUGGAGAAGGCGCUUACGUGUAUCGCUCAGCAUUCAGCGUGGGGCUGGAGACUGGAGUCACGGUGCCCAAUGUCCCCAUCCGCUUUACUAAGAUCUUCUACAACCAACAGAACCACUACGACGGCAGCACUGGGAAAUUCUACUGCAACAUCCCCGGGCUCUACUACUUCUCCUACCACAUCACAGUGUACCUGAAGGACGUGAAGGUGGGCCUCUUCAAAAAGGACAAGGCUGUUCUCUUCACCUACGACCAGUACCAGGAAAAGAAUGUGGACCAGGCUUCUGGCUCUGUGCUCCUCCACCUGGAGGUGGGCGACCAAGUCUGGCUCCAGGUGUACGGGGAUGGGGAUCAUAACGGACUCUAUGCAGAUAAUGUCAAUGACUGUACCUUCACUGGCUUCCUCCUGUACCAUGAUACCAACUAACUCAGAGCUCCCAAUGGCCUAAGUACCCCCAAGAAUCAAGGAACAGUCAGCAGGCUUCCAGCAUAGUUUGAAAGAUUGAUUUUAUUGUUGAGUUUGAGGGUUCUGAAUAUUAUCCGCAUGUGUACUCAUUCAUUCAUGAAAUGGCUUUAUUAAAAAAAUCAUUUCUGUG
Messenger RNA from Microtus oregoni (creeping vole), 976 nucleotides. It is a transcript of the gene Adipoq, whose product is annotated as adiponectin, C1Q and collagen domain containing. The record is from RefSeq and is a predicted model, not a curated record. Gene Ontology annotation, molecular function: protein binding. NCBI's taxonomy places the organism in Eukaryota, Metazoa, Chordata, Mammalia, Rodentia, Cricetidae. The coding region runs from base 76 to 807 and encodes 243 amino acids. The transcript is spliced from 3 exons.